UCUAAUUCUUCAUCACAAAAGUUUUCCCGAGAAAGUAAAAAGAAAGAAAGAAAGAUAACUCGUGGAAAAUGUCAGGAAGGGGAAAGGGAGGAAAGGGGCUGGGAAAGGGAGGAGCCAAGAGGCAUAGGAAGGUCUUAAGGGAUAAUAUCCAGGGAAUCACUAAGCCAGCGAUUCGUCGUUUGGCUCGUCGAGGAGGAGUUAAGAGGAUCAGCGGUUUGAUCUAUGAAGAAACCAGGGGAGUGUUGAAGAUUUUCUUGGAAAACGUGAUUCGCGAUGCUGUGACUUACACUGAGCACGCAAGAAGGAAGACCGUUACCGCCAUGGAUGUCGUUUAUGCUUUGAAAAGACAGGGCCGAACCCUCUAUGGCUUUGGUGGUUAGAUUACAGUUCUUUGUUCAUGUUAUCUUUAAUCUGUAAUCCUUCGUAUCAUCAAUGGAUUCCGCUAAGAAAAAUUUCA
Hibiscus syriacus is the source of this 457-nucleotide messenger RNA. Its product is annotated as histone H4. The coding region runs from base 69 to 380 and encodes 103 amino acids. Gene Ontology annotation, cellular component: nucleosome. The record is from RefSeq and is a predicted model, not a curated record. Gene Ontology annotation, molecular function: protein heterodimerization activity; structural constituent of chromatin; DNA binding. Gene Ontology annotation, biological process: nucleosome assembly. Lineage: Eukaryota; Viridiplantae; Streptophyta; Magnoliopsida; Malvales; Malvaceae. The transcript has a single exon.